This is a messenger RNA of Podarcis lilfordi (Lilford's wall lizard), 10518 nucleotides long. The record is from the annotation of a GenBank genome assembly. Lineage: Eukaryota; Metazoa; Chordata; Lepidosauria; Squamata; Lacertidae.
AUGGCAGCCGCAGCCGCUGAGGGGAGCGACACCUCGGCUGCGGGGGGCGACGACGCGGCGGCGGCGCUCCUCCUUCCUUCGUGCCCCCUCAGCGCGGGCAAAGCGGCGGGGGCCGCCUCGCCGGCGGCGGGGGCCGCCUCGCCGGCCGGGUCGACGCGUCGCCUGAGCGACCUUCGGGUGAUCGACCUCCGGGCCGAGCUGAAGCGCCGCAAUUUGGACACCGGCGGCAACAAGAGCGUCCUCCUCGAGCGCCUCCGCAGCGUGAGUUGUGAGGCGGGGGGGGGAGGCCAGGCUCUUUUUCUCCCUCGUCUGAAAGGGUGAAGGCCGGGUUUCGGGGGGGGGGGGAACGAAAACAUGGAGGGGAAAGGGGGGGAGCACAAACCACCAUCCCCCCCCCCGCGCGGUUUCUCGUCCCCCCCCCGUUUGCUUCUGAAUAACGGAGAGUGAAAGGAAGCCCCCCCCCCCCCGACGAUAAUACUGAGACCUCCGGGUAUAUAGGGCGGUAUAUAAAUCCAAGAAAUGAAUAAAAUAUAAACGGGAACAUGGAAGGGGGGAGUCCAGUUUCUUGCCCCUCCCUCGUAUUCCUGUGUGUCUCCCCCCCGCGCGCAUAUAAAUUCAAUGAAUAAAUAAAAUAUAAACGGAAACAUAGAGGGGGGGUCCACGUUCUUGCCCCCCUUUUUCCUGUGUGUUUCCCCACCCCACCACCCGCAUAUAAAUUCAAAAAUAAAUAAAAUAUAAACGGAAACAUGGAAGGGGGGGGAGGAAUCCAGUUUCUUGCUGCUUCCCCCUCCCCCACUUGACUGUGUGUCUCCCCACCACCACCGCCCGCAUAUAAGUUCAAUAAACAUUGAAGAGUGGUGGGGGGUUCAUUUUCUUGCUCCCCCAUUUUACUGUGUCUCACCACCACCACCCGCAUUUGCUUCUGGGGAAAAGGGUGUUGGGGGGAGGGUUUUUUCUUUUAUUUCCCCCUUCCCCGCCCUGAUUCUUCUUGUUUUUCUAAUGGCGCAGCUGUUUUUGUUUUUUCCACCUUGGGGAAAAGGCUACAGAUGUGAACUUGUUUUCCAUGACGCUGAAGUAAAUUGGGGGAGGGGGGAGACCCCCCUAUAUUUUUGUUUUCACACCCGCACAUCAUCAUCAUUGCUUCGGGGUCCGUAGAGAUGUGAAGACACGGGGGGUUUGGAGGGGGAUUAAUCCUGUUUUUUGUUUUUAAGUUUAAAAAACUGUAUAUCUCUUUUGAAGCCUUGGGCUCUAAUAAUCAUAGUAGUAGUUUUAUCAUUUAUAUGCCGUCCAUCUGAUAUGGGUUGCCCCAGCCACUCCAGGCCACUUCCAACGAAAUAUCAAAACACAGAAAAACCCUCAGACAUUUAAAAAUCUCCCUGUACAUGUUAAAUAUAAAUGCUAACACUGUAUUACUGGUUUUUCCUGAUGCCCACAUCCCUAGUUCCCCUUAAGCAAAUGAGAGGUUGUGGGUGUCCCCCUCUCCGAUAUUUGCUUUGUUUUUACCUUGUGGGGCUCCCUGGGGGGGGUGUAAAAUAUGAAUUGUAAACACUUAAUAUUAUUGUUUUCCCAAGUGCUCACAUCCCCAGUGCCCCAUAAGCAAAUGAUAUGUGGGGAGGGGGACUGUUUAUCCCCCUCCCUCACCUAUUUGCUUUUGUUUUUUAAUCAUGUAUCUUGCUUGCCACCCUGGGCUCCUUGGGGAGGAGUAAAAAUUAAAUGAUAUUCAUACUGUGUUGUUAUUCCGGACCUUCACAUCCAUAGUGACCCCUGAAGUAAAUAAGAUGAUGGGUUGGGGGUCAUUGAAAGGGGGGUUGAGGGUGGAAUGAAGUGGGUGAGAUUAUGGGAUUUACUGGCGGGAUGUGGGAAGAACUAGGCUUCUAAACGUGGUACAGCAUUAGAUGAUGGUAACGUAAAUGAGAUGGAGUUUGCUGGGAAGGGGGCGAUGAUAAUAAUGAUGACAGGGUUUGGAUUUUGGUGAGGAUGGAGAAGAUGGUGAUGGGAUUUUUGGGGGGUGCAGGAGGGAGUCUCCUUUUUAUAGAAAACCAGAUGACCCGAAAGUAAAUGAGGCAGGUUUGGGGUUGCUGCAGGGGGCAGGAUGGGAUUCAGGAAUGGAAUCUUAGAGUAGAAUGAAGGUGAUGGACUUUUGAGGGGGGUCCUAAAUGUGGGGUUGGAUUAUGGCAAAUGAGAUGAGAGAGUAUUGGGGUUUCGGGUAGGAUAAUGGGAACAAGAGAAGGAAUAAAAAAAGACGGAGAGUUAUGGGUUUGGUUUGGGGAGGAAAGUUAGGAUGUUGGGCUUUGGUUUCCUGCAAGGGGGAGCCGGAAGUAGACAUCUAAAUAGGUGAUUGGAUGAUUCAGAAGUAAAUAUGUGAUUGGGGUUCUUUCAGGGCAGCAGGGAUUGAGUGGAAUCGAAGGAAAGAAGGUGGGGUUAAGGAUUGAUAACAGUGAAAUAAUAAUUUAUUAAUUUAUUUAUACCCCACCCUCCCCAGCCAAGACCGGGCUCAGGGCAGCUAACACCAAGUAUAAAAACAAUUGAUUAAAAUACAACUUAAAAACAAGAUUAAAAUACAACAUUAAGAUGCAGCCUCAUUUCAGUAGAAGCUCAAAUCAAAAACUUUUUGGGGAUAAAAACGUCAAAUCUUCACCAAGGCCAACUAUCCAGACUGGUCUUACGUGGGCCAAAAAAAAAGCCAGGGAAGUCCCCAGAUAGGAGUUCCAUCACAGAAGGAGAAAAGGAAAACGAGGGGGGGGAGAGGAGGGGAUCAAGCUGAUUCCAAGCCAAAGGCCAGGCAGAACAACUCUGUCUUACAGGCCCUGCGAAAAGAAAUCAGAUCCUGCAGGGCCCUGGUCUCAUGAGACAGAGUGUUCCACCAGGCCGGAGCCAGUGUUGAAAAGGCCCUGGCUCUGGUUGAGGCUAAUCUGACUUCCUUAGGGCCCAGGACCUCUAGGGUGUUGCUAUUUAUGGACCUUAAGGUCCUCCGCGGGGCAUACCGGGAGAGGAGGUCCCGUAGGUACGAGGGUCCUAGGCUGUGAAGGGCUUUAAAGGUCAAAACCAGCAAAUUGAAUAAGAAAGGAUUUUGGUUUCUGUAGGGAGAGAAGAUGGGAUUGAGGGGUGGAAUUAAAAGGAGGGAGAAGGAGGUGGUGUUGGGGUUUGUCAGUUGUGGGGCGGGGGGCUCCUACAGAUGGGAUCAGAUGAUGGUGAUCCUAUGCUGCUUGUCAUCCAAGGAUCACAAGGCGACUUACAAUAUAAAAAUACAAAAGUUCACACCACAGUAACAAACGAAAACAAUACCCGCAAUACAGUCAUGUGAAGGAUGGGAGAGAACUGGGGAGGGGAUUCAGGGUCGAAUGACAAGAUAGAAAGGGAAAAUAGGCAGGUUGGGUGGGAGAGAAGUAGGUUGAAUGAUGGUGAAGUCAAUGAGAUGAUAAGGAAUUGGGUAGAAUUAAAGGGAGCAAGGUGCUGGUGAUGGGACUGGCUGGGGUGGAGAAGGCUCCAUUUAAAAGACAGAUUAGAUGACCCAUAGGUAAAUGAGAUGAGGGGCGCUGGGGUUGCUGUGGGGUAGAUGAUGAGAGAAUGAGAUCAUACAGUGAGUGGAAUCACAAGGAAGGAGAAAGUAACGAGGGGGUUUGCUAUGGGAAGAAGGCGUUUGAAGUUGGGAUUGGAUGAUACUGUACUGAAAUGAAAGGGGGAUUGGGGUUGCUCGGGGGGGGGAGGGAGGAAGAAAAAAGAAGUUGGGAGGGGGGAAAGGGAGGAGGGGAUUAAGGGGUGGUUUCAAAGGAAAGAAGACAGUGGUGGACAUGGGGGGAUGUGUUUGUGGCAGGGGUGAGAAGAGAGAAAUAGGGAGUGGGAGAAGUGGGGUGGCAAGUAGGAAUGGGCUGUGAGGAAGGAAGGCCAGAUGAUGGGAGGAGGAAGAAAAAUGGCAUGUUAAAAUGGAAAAAACAAGGUGCUGUGGGGGUAAAGGUAAAGGGACCCCUGGCCAUUAGGUCCAGUCGUGACCGACUCUGGGGUUGUGGCGCUCAUCUCGCUUUACUGGCCAAGGGAGCCGGCGUACAGCUUCCGGGUCAUGUGGCCAGCAUGACUAAGCCGCUUCUGGCGAACCAGAGCAGCGCACGGAAACGCCGUUUACCUUCCCUCUGGAGUGGUACCUAUUUAUCUACUUGCACUUUCAACGUGCUUUUGAACUGCUAGGUUGGCAGGAGCAGGGACCGAGCAACGGGAGCUUACCCCGUCGUUGCGGGGAUUCGAACCACCGCCCUUCUGAUCGGGAAGUCCUAGGCUCUGUGGUUUAACCCACAGCGCCAACCACGUCCCUUUGCUAUGGGGGUAGGAAGUGGUUAAUUGUCCUGAGUAAGAGUGGUGAAAUUUAGGGAUGCAGUGGAAGGUGUACAUCAUGAAGACAGAAUGAAUACUGCCUUUCUUGAAUGCAGGGCAGACUUGGCGUUGCUGAACUUCCUUGCAGAGAAUCCUACAAAAUAUGCAAGUAAUAUAAAAUAAGACAUUUGCUGUUUCUGAAAUGCACACAAUCUUUUCUUCCUAACAGACCAUUGAGGAAGAAGGGGGAAAUCCUGAUGAAAUUCCUGUGGUGGCCGAGAGCCCUGGCAAGAGAACUCCCAAAAGAACAGUGAAAGGUAUGGAAUGGCAUGGAUGUGCUUGCACUCUUGGCCAACUUGCAGAUUGAAUUUGCUUUUUUAUCUUGUGAACAGCUGUUCUCUUUCUAGACCAGCUCGUUAGCGUGUGCAGAUUUUGUGCUAGUUUGGAUUUUCUGGGUCAGCUAUACAAAUAUUUUAUUUAGUUAUUUGCAAAAUGUGUAGCAUGUAUAAGUUUGGGCACCUAGAUUUAAAUGUCUUCCACUUCCCCCACCUUAUAUCUUUCUCCGUUUAUGAGGUGUCUAUUAGAUUGUAAGACUUGAGGGCAGGGCCUGUGUCUGUGUGUCUGUGUGUCUGUGUGUGUCUGUGUCAUUCAUAUAUGUGUAUGUAUGUAUGUGUAUAAAUAAAACUUUGCACAGUGCCUGGAAAACACCUGAUGAGCCUCCAAUCUGUUUGCUGGUUUUUAGGGCGUAAGCCAGAGGAAGAAGGUGGAGAAGAUAACGGGUUGGAGGAAAACUCCAGAGAUGAACAGGUAAGGGGAAGGAGAAAAGUGACUUAGUGUUCCUUACAAGCUCUGUUUUCAAGCUACAGGCAUUGCAGUUUCCUUUUUUAUUUACCCCACCCCACCCCAUCCCCUUUACAGGAGGAUAUUGAAGCAAGUUCAGAUAACAUCCAGGAUAUGGAUGUGAUGGAUAUUAGCAUUUUAGACGAAGCCGAAAUAGAUAACACCAGUGCUGUUGAUUGUGGAGAUGACUACAGCUCUGAGAACCUUCUCGACUCUGACAAAGAUAACAUUGAUGCGGAAAUGAAAGAACUUCCUGAACAGCUAAUGGAAAGCGAGGUCAGUAAUUGGUUGGUGGCAUCUCCUCUUGUGGUGCAAACCCAAGAUUUGUGCUGGUUUAGUGUAUGGAAAAUUCAGCCCUGCACACCCCAGUCUAAUCACUAUUCUUCCCUUGGAGUGUUUUUUGUUUUGUUUUGUGGUUCAAACAACACAAGCCCUCUUAACCUUCACAGGUAGUCUCUCUUCCUCACUUUGUGUCCUUUUGUGUCAACAUUGUGUUGCCCACACCUUCACUUCAGAAAUUGGAAUGUUUGCAAACAUUUUGUGGUUCGGUACAGAAAGGAAGGCUGGCUGGUAACAGUUAACUCUUUUUGUGACUUCUUAUAUCAUCGCUUCAAGCACUGGUAGUUCUAAGCAUUUUUAGUCUGUAAGGAAUACCUUUUUUUCUUCUCUUAGGAGAAUGGUGAAGAACUUGAUGAUCUGCUUGACGCUACUUCACCUGGUUUAACUGCAGUGAAGGUAAUGUACCUGUCUCUUGAUCAACACCUGUCAGCUUGAUCAUAUUCUGGAGCCCUGAGCUAGCAAAUUACUUUGCUUUAGUUCUUGUAAUAGAGACUGCGUUUUGAUGUUGGCUUCACCUAAUAUUUAGCUUCCAUGCAAGCUGAAUCAAAAGGUUUCUGAGCUCCUCAUUUCCUAGUGUGAAUGGUAACCUCAGUGCAUAAACAGCUGGGACUGAUUUAAAUCAAGGCAAUGUGUUGUACCCAGCAUUUGUCAAUUCAGAAUAGACCUGUUGAAAUUAAGGCACAUGACUAGCAGCCGUGACCAUUUGUGACAAUAGCUAUGAGAGUAUAGGAACUUUCAAACUUGGCAAGUUGGCCUGUGCUUCUUUUUUCAUUGUUGUUCCUUUCUGCUUCCCUAUCUUGACCCAACAGACAAUAAUGAAAUGUUUGUGACUGAUAGUUUGAAGCAAGAUCUGAUAGUGACUACAUAAACUAGAGCAGACUAUUUUCACAAGGUGAAAAUUGCAUGUGCCUAACAGGUAAAAUUGUAAACAUUCAUAUUUUAAAAGCUAUCAGAUUGGCUUUUCCUUGAUAUAGAAAGUAUCUUAUCUCCAUUAAUCUGGCUGGGGUACCGAUUCAGGUUAGAGAUUAUCUGCAGAGCUAAAAUAUACAAGCUAUCCUCAUUUUAUGUGGGGUUUACGUUCUGGACCCCCACGCGUUGGCAAGGCCCAUGUAAAGCAUUUCGGCACUGCACAAUUGUGCAUCAAUCAGACAUGCAUAAAUCGGUCGUUGCCUAUAUUCAACAUUAUUUACUAUUAACCAAAUUAUUAUUCGAGAGAAACUUGUUAUCUGGUGUAAGCCAUGCUUGAAGUUGGCCAGAUAGAAUUAAUGGAUGUGACUAACUCGAAUCUAUGCUGAAUAGAACCUAGUUGGACUGAGCCCUCUAUAUUUUUUAUUGAGUUUUUAUUUUCUGUCCUGUUUAAAGCUGGAAGCUGAUGGCCAAGAAGGAUAAUUUUACUUGCCACAGCAAAGAUCACAUACUUUUAUUUUUUCCUGUCUAUGCUAAUUGUAGAGAGGAACACAAAAAGUAGUAGGACCUCAGAGCCAUUGCUGCUUAACUACUGGAAAUCUUAUUCAGAGAUUUUUAACAGAAGUUUCCCCACACAAUUCAUGUAAGUUAUAGUAUAUUCAUAUCCAUAAGGCCUAGAAACAUCCACACAGCUUUUAAGUAAUAGUCCCGCUUCAUUCUACCUUGGUCAGCCCACACCUGGAAUCCUGUGUCCAGUUCUGAGCACCACAAUUUAAGGAUAUCCACAAGCUAGAACAUGUGCAGAGGAGGGUGACCAAGAUGAGGAACAGAACAGUUCAGGGAGUUGGGUAUAUUUAGCCUUAAGAGGAGACUGAUGGCCAUUGUCAAAUACCUAAAGGGCUGUCACGUGGAAGAUGGGUGGGACCCAAACUAAGUUACAAAAAAGAAGAUUCCGACUAAAUAUCAGGAAGAACUUUGUGGCAGUAAGAGCUGUUAGACAGUGGAACAGACUCCCAGAAGAGGUGGGGGCUUCUCCUUCCUUGGAGGUUUUUAAGCAGAGGUUGGAUGGCCAUCUGCCAUGGAUCCUUUAGUUGGGAUUCCUGCGUUGCAGGGGGUUGGACUAAAUGACCCUCGGGUCCCUUCCAACUCUGUACAGUGGUGGUGGUGUUUAGUCGUUUAGUCAUGUCCGACUCUUCGUGACCCCAUUGACCAGAGCACGCCGGGCACUCCUGUCUAGGGUUAGGUACUAUACAGUGGUACCUCGGGUUAAGUACUUAAUUCGUUCCAGAGGUCCGUUCUUAACCUGAAACUGUUCUUAACCUGAAACGUCACUUUAUCUAAUGGGGCCUCCUGCUGCCACCACGCCACCGGAGCACAAUUUCUGUUCUCAUCCUGAAGCAAAGAUCUUAACCCGAGGUACUAUUUCUGGGUUAGCGGAGUCUGUAACCUGAAGCGUAUGUAACCUGAAGCAUAUGUAACCCAAGGUACCACUGUACUGUAAUUCUAUGAUUCUGAGCAAUUAUAACCAGCUUCACAGAAAUCGUAGGCUCUUUGGAAACUAUAAAUUUAUUUCACAGCUGUAAUAAAUUACUGCAUUGAAUUUGCUUCCUGUAUUGGGGACAAUAGUUAUGGGCCUAAAUCCUGUCCACAAUCUUUGACACACACUCUAGUUUCCAUCUCCUAAGCCUGAAAUAAUUACACAUUAUACCCUUAUUUGCCUCUCCCUCUCCUCCCUCUGUUACUUUUCUAGAGCUAAAACUUAGGUUGGAAGCUUCUUGGGCCUGGGGCCAGUCAUGUUUAUACUCUAUAAAGUAAGGUGUCUAACUUUGUGGCUGUUUUCAUGACACUGAAAAAUGUAAUGUGGGAAACUGGGGAAACCUUUAAAGACUCAUGUAACCUUUGUGCUGGGCUUCUUCCUUUCUUGCAACAAAUAAACCAGGGGUCAGCAAACUUUUUCAGUAGGGGGGCAGUCCACUGUCCCUCAAACCUUGUGGGGGGGGGGCCCAGACUAUAUUGGGGGGGGGGAUGAAGGAAUUUCUAUGCCCCACAAAUAACCCAGAGAUGCAUUUUAAAUAAAAGGACACAUUCUACUCAUGUAAAAACACGCUGAUUCCCAGACUGUCUGCAGAUUGGGCCAGAUCCGGCCCCCGGGCCUUAGUUUACCUACCUAUGAAAUAAACUAUCAGGCCUACUGGCUGCUGAUUUGCUUCUUUGCUUGGCUGAAGUCUCUUUGUUUUGUGACCGAUCAAAGAUCUGCGGGGCUAGACCGUAGCGAAGGUGGGAAACGCUUUAAGUAGCAGACCCCAAUAUUUGUCCUUUUCAGCCAUCAUUCCUCUGCUGCCUGGGGCUGUUGGUACAGUCAUACCGUUUGACUUCCAAAACGUUCAGAAACCAAAGCACAGCUUCUGAUUGGCUGCAGGAAGCUCCUGCAGCCAAUCGGAAGCCCAUCGGAUGUUUGAUUACAAAGAACGGCCGCAAACCGGAACACUCACUUCCAGGUUUGCGGCGUUCAGGAGCCAAAACAUCUGAGUACCAAGGCGUUUGUGAUCUAAGGCACGACUGUAGUUGGAAGUUCAACAGCAUCUGGAGGGCUACAAGUUCCCUGCAAUAGGGUAUCGCCUUGCUUGGAUUCAACAGUCUAUGCUGCAGAACUACAUAUUAAUGCAUAUUGUUGCACUUUAAUGCAACACAGGAAGCCCUCAACUUACAGGGGGUUUACAUUUUGGGGAUUGGCCUUGAAGCAAGAAUUUUUAAUAGUGAAAACACAUUAGGUGCCAUGGCAGGUGGGAUUGCUGAAGUCUUCCCCCCCCCCAAUCAUUUUUAUUUUAAUAUUAUUUUUUUGGCCAAGUGCAUAAUACUGAGUGUGCACAAGUUAAAUGUGCAUAGGUUGCGGGCUUACUGUAUGACCUACUUCAGGCCUUUUUUUGCGCCAUUUAACACCACACCCUUUUCUUCUUUCAGGACUUGGGAGAGCAACAUUCAGAGCCAGGUACCUUUCGAUUAAUUUCUUCUUGCUGGUUUUUAAAAUGAGGUGGAGAAAAGGCCCAGGACUUUAACUAACUAGACUUCUUACAUUACCGAGUAGUCAACAAUCGACGUCAUUCCAAAGUUCAUAAAGAUUUUAAAUCUACGGUAACCCUUAUUGUUAGCUCUGAGAAGUAACGCCUUUCGUUUCGCAGUUGCUUCCUCUAGACCUGAAAUGUUCUUUUUUUUAAAGAGAAAAAUAAUAAUUUCUAUUUAGCUUCACAAAUGCACUAGAAGAAAUGUUAGCAUCACGUAUGAAAGCAAAAGAUUUCUACCUGUAGCACAGAUUGUAAUAUAUGAUUGUGUGAUCAGGGAGAAUAGUGAAGGCAGUUUAAAAGUUAUCAUAGGGGAAAUACAGUGUUUUUAAGUGAGUUACGGCGUAACAGAAGAAGGAAGACAAGAGGUUCUACAUGGAAAUUCCAUAAUACUGUUUCCUUUCUUGGACUUUCACAUGUUCACGCCAUCAGAAGAUGUUCCAGUUGACAUGUUGGACCGCCCUGCCUUAAACAAAAAGAGAGAAAGCAAUUCAGAAUUUGAAAUGGAAUUUUGUGUUCUUUGAUUCAUUUCUAUUUAAGCCUCUUGGAAUUUGGGAAGAACAAACCUCUUGAAGACAUGUCAAGAACGAGCCAGAAGGUUUUCAUUAAACUAAUAGGGUCAUUUUCUUCUUCAUAACUUAUGAUCUUGCUAUAAUAAACCAUGUCUAGUUAGUGUUAGGCAUUUGAAUGUGGUAUACCCAAGGGGUUUUCCAAUCUCUGUGUAGCCUUAGCCGUUCUCUCAGUGUUAAGUCUGGCAGCCAUGCCCGUUCCGCAUUUGUCUUUGCUGUGUUUCCCUGGUGAUUAAACCUUGUGCCAUUCUAUUCCUGUUAAAUCCAUAGAAAAUGAGAAAAUGCUCGACAUUUUGGGUGACACUUGUAAAUCUGAGCCCCUUAAAGAAGAAGCUCCUGAAGCAGAGCAGGCACAGGAAGAGAAUAUCUCGUUGCCGGUCAAACAGGAAGCCCAGGAAGAGGAAGACACACUUGCCACUGCCGUCGCUCAGUCGGACGAAGAGCUUUUAGAUACGGACAGCCAGUCCAGGCCAGGCUGCGGCCAAGAGCGAGGAGGAUGA